UAAGAUCAAGAAGCAAAGCCAACCAAGCCACUCAUCAUUUGCAUCCAAAAUCCUCUUCCAUUCAAAAAAGCCUCAGAGCAGUUCAAGGACUCAACCAAGAGUGAAUCAUGGCUUGCUGGUCUGCAGAAAAUGCCACAAAGGCCUACCUCAGCACUUUGAAAAUGGGUCAAAAGGGAAAAGAGCCAGAUGUGGCUGAGUUUAUAUCAGCACUAGCUGCAGGAAACAAUGCACAACACAUGGUUGUGGCAUGUGCUGGUGCAGCAGACUCCACCACACUAGCAUUGGUUGCUGCUGCUCAUCAAACUGGUGGCCAAGUCAUUUGCAUUGUCCCUUCCCAUGAAGCCCUAAGAGCCUCCAAACAUGCCUUGGGAGUGGCCUCUCAUCAAGUUCAAUUCAUGGUUGGAGAAGCUCAACAGCUUCUGCAAGACCACUAUGAUCAGGAAGCAGAUUUUGUGCUUGUUGACUGCAACCUUGGGAGCCAUGAAGAGAUCCUCAAAGCAUUCCAAGAGGGUAGGAAGCAAAGUGGCACAGUGGUUGUGGGGUACAAUGCUUUUAGCUGCACAAAGUCUUGUUUGUCAAGUGGGUCAAAAACACAGCUUCUUCCUAUAGGAGAAGGGCUUCUAGUGACUAGAUUUGGAGCCACUCAAACAAGUCCUAAAUAUGGCAGCAGAAAUAUGGGGAAGGUCAAAAGCCGUUGGGUUGUCAAGGUAGAUAAAUGCACUGGCGAGGAACAUGUGUUCAGGGUCAGAUUUCCUCACGGAAAAGUCAUCCAAGCUUAAGCAUAUCAUAUCCAUUUUGUUCUUGGCAAAAAUGAGUGCUAAAUUUUGCUUCUAUUUUGAAGCAACUAGGAGUUAGUCCUACUUUACAAUGUAUAUACCAAAUUAUAAAUAUAUAUUGGAUAAAAUUGGUUGGAAAGUUUUGUUAUGCAAGCAUAUAUAUGUUCUAAUGAAGAGAGACUAAAAGCUAGGCAUAACAAAUCAUCAACAACUACAUAUUCUUCGUCAAAUGAAAUUGUCUCUCCCCUAAGAUCCAUGGAAAUGUCCAUGGCACCUUCGCCCAAGGUUCCUUAAAGACACUUGAAGUCACGAGGGCAUGUAUACGAAUC
Cajanus cajan (pigeon pea) is the source of this 1105-nucleotide messenger RNA. Its product is annotated as DUF1442 family protein (DUF1442). Lineage: Eukaryota; Viridiplantae; Streptophyta; Magnoliopsida; Fabales; Fabaceae. The record is from RefSeq and is a predicted model, not a curated record.